UGUCAGACGCCUGAUCACAUCAUCAGCCAAUCCGGCUGCCUGCAUACAGCCGCUGCAACCUCCUCGCUUGGAUCCGGAUCGACUCCCGCUAACUCGGUCGUCAACGCCCCGGCCGGAAUGAGUGAACAGAAGGCCUGUUUCGAGGUGGUUACUAUCGCAAUGCACAGUGUUCGCCAGUGCAAGUGUCAUCGGCGUAAGGUCGAGGUGAAGCGACAGUGUUGCGUGCCUCCGCCACGGUCUAGGCUGCACUGUCAGACGGAGCGAGGACGAAAGAUCCGCGUGCUGACUCGAUAUACGCUGGUUCAAGGCAGAGUAAGAUCUCUUCAAUUGGUCUUGGCGACGGACACGCUUGAUGGAACCUGUAGGGAAUAUAGUCUUAUCGUGUUCGACAAAAAAUUGGAGACGCAGACUCAAAUGACCACAAAGCAGAUAAUCUGUCCCGUCAAAAAGGUGCACGAGGUCUGCGACCGAAAAAGUGGACUGUGGCAACAGACUCUGGUACAUUAUAUCCGCAAGGGCUGUCAAUGCCAGAGUGUUCGCAGCGUGAAGCGAGGGAAAUGUGGUAAGAUUUGCCCUACAUACACAUAUUCUCUACCUUUUCGAGGAAAACUCUACAUUAGACACUGA
Molecule: messenger RNA, 627 nt
Organism: Protopolystoma xenopodis
Lineage: Eukaryota; Metazoa; Platyhelminthes; Monogenea; Polystomatidea; Polystomatidae
Source: the annotation of a GenBank genome assembly